AUGCCCAUCACCACGCUGCGCCAGAUGACAUGGAUACGGAGGUACCCAGGAGAUGACGUGGGUCCAUCCUGGGGGUUCUCCUGGAUGAUGGAGGUGGUGUUUGCGGGCUCGGACCUGCAGAGACUGCACGUGAGAUGAGGCCAAAGAGUGGUGGACAAGAAGCAGCUGGAGAAGAUCCUCCUGCUGUGCAACGUAGAGGCUGGAGAGCGGCAGCAAGGCUUUUGUGAGAUGCUCCAGCUCUUCCAUCUCCUGGUCGAGAGGGAACAUGAGGUCUAUUGGCUCUUCCAGUUCUUCCUCCAGAAAACAGAGCACAGCUGUGUGAUGAACGUAGGUGUGGGGGAGAGCUUCAUGUUGAAGACCUCAGUUGCAUUUAUGGAUCCCACCUUUGCGAAACACCUGGAAGGAAAAGGCCUGCAAGUUGUUCACUCACUGGUCCCCUGGUUUUGCUUCUCCUUCCAGUGCGUGUUCAAGUCCUUUGAUGAUGUCUGGAGGCUGUGGGAGGUAAUCCGCCUGCUUAAAAUCACGAAGCGGAUGGUUGAUUUUGAAGGCGUCAUUUGUAGCGGCUGA
Molecule: messenger RNA, 567 nt
Organism: Charadrius vociferus (killdeer)
Lineage: Eukaryota; Metazoa; Chordata; Aves; Charadriiformes; Charadriidae
Gene: TBC1D21
Product: TBC1 domain family, member 21
Exons: 6
Biological process (GO): activation of GTPase activity
Molecular function (GO): GTPase activator activity
Source: RefSeq, a predicted model, not a curated record